Equus quagga is the source of this 2203-nucleotide messenger RNA. RefSeq names its product 1-acylglycerol-3-phosphate O-acyltransferase 1 (gene AGPAT1). The transcript has 7 exons. Gene Ontology annotation, biological process: phosphatidic acid biosynthetic process. Gene Ontology annotation, cellular component: endoplasmic reticulum; membrane. Bases 307 to 1170 code for a protein of 287 amino acids. The record is from RefSeq and is a predicted model, not a curated record. Gene Ontology annotation, molecular function: 1-acylglycerol-3-phosphate O-acyltransferase activity. NCBI's taxonomy places the organism in Eukaryota, Metazoa, Chordata, Mammalia, Perissodactyla, Equidae.
GCGUGGGGAGGGGUGGGGGGAUAGCGGCAGCAGCAGACCCAGCCCUCAGAGAGACAGCAGGAAGGGAGGGAGGGAGGGAGGGAGCUAGGGGGACAACCCCCCACCGUUCCUACCGCUAUGGGCCCAGCCUCCCACUCUCACCUCCCCUCCAUCGGCCGGGGCUAGGACACCCCCAAAUCCUGUCGCCCCCUUGGCACCGACACCCCGACCGAGGCAGAGACACAGCCACCCGCCACCACCGCUGCCGCAGCCUGGCUGGGGAGGGGGCCAGCCCCCCAGGCUCCCCACCCCACUGAGGUGGCCAGAAUGGAGCUGUGGCCAGGGGCGUGGACGGUACUGCUGCUGCUCUUCCUGCUGCUGCUCUUCCUGCUGCCUACCCUGUGGUUCUGCAGCCCCAGUGCCAAGUACUUCUUCAAGAUGGCCUUCUACAAUGGCUGGAUCCUCUUUCUGGCUGUGCUCGCCAUCCCUGUGUGUGCCGUGCGAGGACGCAACGUCGAGAACAUGAAGAUCUUGCGUCUGAUGCUGCUCCACAUCAAAUACCUGUACGGGAUCCGAGUGGAGGUGCGAGGGGCUCACCACUUCCCUCCCUCACAACCCUACGUCGUUGUCUCCAACCACCAGAGCUCCCUCGACCUGCUUGGGAUGAUGGAGGUUCUGCCGGGCCGCUGCGUGCCCAUUGCCAAGCGUGAGCUACUAUGGGCUGGCUCUGCUGGGCUGGCCUGCUGGCUGGCAGGAGUCAUCUUCAUCGACCGGAAGCGCACUGGGGAUGCCAUCAGUGUCAUGUCUGAGGUUGCCCAGACACUGCUUACCCAGGACGUCCGGGUCUGGGUUUUCCCCGAGGGCACAAGAAACCACAAUGGCUCCAUGCUGCCCUUCAAACGCGGCGCCUUCCACCUUGCAGUGCAGGCCCAGGUUCCCAUUGUCCCCAUAGUCAUGUCCUCCUAUCAAGACUUCUACUGCAAGAAGGAGCGCCGCUUCACUUCGGGGCGAUGUCAGGUACGGGUGCUGCCCCCAGUGCCCACAGAAGGGCUGACACCAGAUGACGUUCCAGCUCUGGCUGACAGAGUCCGGCACUCCAUGCUGACCAUUUUCCGGGAAAUCUCCACUGAUGGCCGGGGUGGUGGUGACUAUCUGAAGAAGCCUGGAGGGAUGGGCGAGGCCCCGCUCUGAGUUCCCCUCCCAUCUACCCCUACGUUCCUCCCCACACCAUCAGCCCCAUGGGCCCUAAAGCAGGGCCAAGCCCUCUUCCCUGUUUUCCUUCUCCCCAUUUGUUCUCCUCUUUGGAAUCUUCAACUUCUGAACUUCUGAAGUGAACGUGGAAACAGCACCGCUCCCUGCCCCUGCCCAGUUCCCCCUACAGACUCUCUUGCCUCGGUGCAGUCUCCACUCUGACCUUCACCUCCUGUGCCAUCUUGUCUGUGAAACGGUUGUCUCCCCUUCAUCUCCAGUGGCUCAGCCUACACAACGGUGGGAACACUUCAUCCUGUCCCCAGUGUCCCCACUUCCUCUGUGGUCUUCUCUCCUUCUCUACCCUACAUUCUAUGGAACAAUCCCCCCGACCCCAAGUCCAUGGAUUCAAUGGACUCAAUCGUUUGUGAGGAGGAAGACUCAUGCUGCGGCUGGAAGCUGAUGCCUGGAACAAUCCUCCCAGGCUCAUCCUCGGCACCUUCACCCUCCCUCCCCUGGAGCCUCCUGUCAGUGGAGGCUGGACUCUUCUCACUCAGAGGUCUCAUCCCUGCCCAUGCCCAGGUGCCCAGGGUUGAGCACACUCUUGGAUGCCAGUUUGGUCCAUAUUUCUGCUUUCUCCUAUCCCCGUGGUACAGUUCUUCAGUGGUCCUGGCCACACCCAGCCCCCUGCAGCCCUGCUGUACCAUUCUAAGCAGACACAAGGGGAGAGGCAGACCUCAGGUGCUGCACUCACUUCUGCUCCCUGGGGAGUUGGGAAAAGGAACUGAACCCUGGCUGGAGGGGAUGGGAGGGCUUUUAAUUUAUUUUUCUUUCUUUUGAGGCUGCCCCUCUCUGAGCCAGUUUUCAUUUCCUCCCUGUGGCAUUAGCCUCUCCCUGCCUCCCACCCAGACGUGUGCCCACAACCGGGGAGGUGGGCUGGAGCAAAAGGAGAGGGUGGGAGCCAGUUUUGCGUGGUUGGUUUUUAUUAAUUAUCUGGCUAACAGCAAGAAACCAAGAAUAAAGAUUGAGAGAGAGA